AUGUCUUCCAGUUCCAGUUGGCAGGAGCCCUCGUGGUUCCGCAAGUUAGUGUACGACCUGGUGCUGUGGACGUUCACGGUGAUCUUCGACUGCUUUUUCCGCGAGAUACGGCCGCGGGGAGCGUUCCGCCUGCCCAAGUCAGGCCCCAUAAUUUUCGUGGCUGCUCCCCACGCCAACCAGUUUGUCGACCCCAUUGUGCUCAUGGGCCAGGUCAAGAACGAGACCGGGCGGCGGAUCAGCUUUCUGAUCGCCGAAAAGAGCCACAAGCGCAAGUUUAUCGGUCUUGUUAGUAGAAGCCAGAUGUCCAUCCCUGUGCGUCGUGCUCAGGAUUGUCUGAAGCCGGCUGCCGGCUCCAUCAGGAUCGAUCCCGAAAACGAGCUCCAUGUGCUUGGAGUGGACACACAGUUCACCAACGUGUGCCAAACCAAGGGUCUUCUUGCACUGCCUAGGUCGUGGGGCACUGCCGAAGUUGGCGAAAUAGUUUCUGACACAGAGCUGUAUUUGAGAAAGCCGUUCAAGUUCUCGUCUCCCAAAACCGCCGACGAGGCGAAGAAAGCGCUCGAGACGGGGACAGCGUUCAAAACAGCGCCAAGAAUUGACCAGUCCGAGGUCUACCACAAGGUCUUUGAGCAUCUCGCGCACGGCCACUGUCUCGGACUUUUCUCCGAAGGUGGCUCCCAUGACCGUCCCGACCUGCUGCCGUUGAAGGCUGGCGUGGCCGUGAUGGCUCUCGGGGCCAUGGAAGCCCAUCCAGGCUGCAACGUCAAGAUCGUUCCCUGUGGAAUGAACUACUUCCAUCCGCACAAGUUCCGUUCGCGUGCAGUCGUGGAGUUUGGAAUGCCAAUUGAGAUCAGCCCGGAACUCGUCGCAAAAUACUCGAACCCCGAAACCUCGAAGGACGCCAUCAAGGAACUACUCGAGACAAUCACUGGCGGAUUGAAAGCAGUCACCGUGACCUGUCCAGACUACGAAAGUCUGACAUGCGUCCAGGUCGCUCGUAGACUGUACUCGAACAACAUGUCGAAACACCUAUCUUUGCAAAGUAUCAUUGAAAUGAACCGGAGAUUGCUCAAGGGCUAUCUGCACUACAAAGACGAGCCUCGGAUCAUGGAGCUGAAGAAGAGCAUUCUUGAGUACAACGAGAGAUUGCGGAUUUUUAAGAUUCCCGACCAUCUGGUGGAAGGGGACCGCAACGACGACGCAUUGUCCAUAUUCACACGGUUUGUCACUUCGCUCGUGCAGCUGAUCGUGCUGGGAGCCCUGGCUCUGCCUGGAGUAAUUCUUUUCUCCCCAGUUUUCAUCGCCACAAAGGUGAUUAGCGAGAAAAAAAGACGCGAGGCUCUGGCAGCCUCCACGGUGAAGAUAAUGGCGCGAGACGUUAUCGCUACAUGGAAAAUUUUGGUGAGUAUCGGGUUUGCACCGCUACUGUACAUCUUCUACUCCGUCCUGGGAACCAUGCUGAUGAGAAAAUAUUAUGUCCUCUCGGACAGGUCUGCAUUGACUAUAUUCUGUUCCAUCUACCUAUUCUCGGCCAUGAUCACGUAUUCGGCCCUUAUUUUCGGCGACAAGGGUAUGGACCUUCUAAAAUCGAUCAGACCAUUGUGGCUUGCGUUGGUCAAUAAGGAAGGACUCACUCAACUGCGUGAGACGCGAAGACAACUUUCAAUGGAAAUCACAGAGGUGAUCAACGAGUACGGCCCUCAAUUGUUCCCAGACUUCAAUUUGUAUGACUAUGAGAAGAAGCUCGAGCUCAAGAGAUUGAGACGGCAGGAAAGAAAGAAGUUGCAGCUCGAGCAACUGGAGACCAUGGACUCGGAGGACGAGUACGAAGAAGCCAAGACGCAGAGACUCAGAAAGAGAAGAGCUGCAAAAAGACAGCAAAGAGAACAGGCGGGCAUAUAUGCUCAGGCCAACGAAUCGUUGAAGGCCAAAUUGACAUCCUCUGUUCCUAUCAUCUCGAACGAUAAUGACAACAACUCCUCCGUGGGGCUUUCUUCCUCAAGUGAAACAGACUUUGCUUCUUCUGGAUCGGAGUAUGAGCCUGAAGACGACUCUACCAGUGCGUCCAAAAUUGGCCUUGUCAGAGACACAAUGAUCCGCGAAAACAGAGAACGAAACGAGAAGAACGAGGAGUGA
Ogataea angusta is the source of this 2136-nucleotide messenger RNA. RefSeq lists its product as uncharacterized. Gene Ontology annotation, biological process: phospholipid biosynthetic process. The record is from RefSeq and is a predicted model, not a curated record. The coding region runs from base 1 to 2136 and encodes 711 amino acids. Gene Ontology annotation, molecular function: glycerol-3-phosphate O-acyltransferase activity; glycerone-phosphate O-acyltransferase activity. Gene Ontology annotation, cellular component: endoplasmic reticulum membrane. The transcript has a single exon. Lineage: Eukaryota; Fungi; Ascomycota; Pichiomycetes; Pichiales; Pichiaceae.